AUGAAGAGGUUACUUCGCAUUCAUAGUUUACAAACUCAUAUCUUUGUGUUAAUCGCUUUGUGUCUCUUCACCUAUUCAUCCAGCUCCAAGAUCGGAGAAACUUGUGGUACAUGUGAUGUUGGUCUUACAUGUCAAACAUGUCCUGCCAAUGGAAAUACAAGACCAAGAUGUAGCAGAAUACAAACUUUAAACCCAAUUACCAAAGUUAAAGGCUUACCGUUUAAUCGGUAUUCAUGGUUAACGUCGCAUAAUUCGUUUGCUUUAGCGGGGGCAAGGUCAGCCACAGGGUCCAUUAUCAUUGCUCCUAUGAACCAGGAUGACACCAUUGCUGAUCAACUUAAAAACGGUGUUCGAGGAUUUAUGUUAGAUAUGUAUGAUUUUCAAAAUGCCAUAUGGUUGUGUCAUUCUACUCAAAACCAAUGUUUCAACUUCACUUCCUUUCAACCGGCAAUAAAUGCGCUUAAAGACAUGCGUUCGUUUCUGGACACAAAUCCAUCUGAAAUAAUCACCAUCUUUAUCGAGGAUUAUGUCAAAUCUCCUUCAGGCCUAACUAAGCUCUUCCAAGCUUCAGGAAUUAAUAAGUACAUGUUUCCUCUUGCUCGGAUGCCCACGAAGGGUGAAGAUUGGCCUACCGUUGAUGACAUGAUCCAGAAGAAUCAACGCUUCAUUGCAUUCACCUCGAAAGCUUCCAAGGAAAAAUCUGAAGGCAUUGCUUUCCAGUGGAAAUAUGUAGUAGAAAACCAUUAUGGAGAUGAAGGCAUGCAUGAGGGUUCUUGUUCGAACCGUGGUGAAUCGCCACCAAUUGACUUAAAAUCUAGGUCACUGGUUCUUGUUAACUUUUUUCGUUCUACUCCGAAUCGUUCUCAAUCCUGUGCCGAUAAUUCAGCUCCAUUACUUAACAUGAUAAAGACUUGCCAAAAAGCAGCCGGCAACCGAUGGCCAAAUUUCAUCGCUGUUGAUUACUAUCAGAGGAAUGAUGGAGGAGGAGCAGCAGAAGCUGUUGAUGAAGCAAAUGGCCAUCUCACUUGUGGAUGUGACAACAUUAACUAUUGCAAGGUUCUGGCAAAUGGUACGUUUGGUGCAUGUGAUGUUCCUAAAAUUUCUCCGCCGCCACCUGCUGCAGAAGCUGCACCAGAUGGAAACCAGCAAUCCCCUAAUAAUCAGUCAAGCAGAGCAUAUAUUAGUAGAACAGCAACGAUGAUGCAACGAGCUGUGUUAAUUUUGGUAGCCACGACUUUGUUGGCAUUUUUAUAA
This is a messenger RNA of Lathyrus sativus (Indian pea), 1254 nucleotides long. NCBI's taxonomy places the organism in Eukaryota, Viridiplantae, Streptophyta, Magnoliopsida, Fabales, Fabaceae. The record is from the annotation of a GenBank genome assembly.